AUGAGUUUUACCCAGAUGGAACAUAAUGACAGAAAUAAACAUACACAGUCUCUUAAUAGAAGACUUCAAAGUGCGGUACGAUACGGAAAUUAUAAUUGGAAGAUGUCAUGUGGUUUUGACAAAUCGGCUCAAAAAACUGUGGUCUUGGAACGUAAAUCGACCUACCUAUUAUGCAGCUACAAAGAUGAAUUGCAAAAUGCUUGUCCAGCUGACAUCAAAGUACUGAAGCAUAACAUUCAGGAAGACUUAAAACCAAUAUAUGAAGAGAUGAAACCUAAGGAUCCCGACUUUAAAGAAUAUGAAGGAGAUCUACUAGGAGGUACAGUUCUUCAUAAAGUUGUCACUUGGGACAUACAUCCUAGCAAGUUGACGUUUGAACCACCAAAAGUGAAGAUUUGGAACGAGUACAGAAAACUGUUGGAAUUAUCAAAGUUAGAACCAAAACUGAAAGCUAGUUCCAAGCAACCAUUAACGCACGUGACAUCAUUACCAAAACUUCGUAUCGACAAGUAUAACUUCGUGUCACGUCCAUAUCUGAAGAAAAAAUCUAUAAUGAGAUCUAAAGUUGAAAAGAAAAUAUUGGUGGCAAACACGAAUUACGUCCAAUUUCGUAAUUUUGAACCGAAGAAGAUGUAUAAGAAAACAGUUGUACUGCAAAAUAUUAGCAACAUGCCAGCGAGAUUUCAAAUAAGAAGCAGACCGUAUCGUUCAAAGUUUCGGGUUAUAGUGCAGCCCAUAGUGGAGAACAGAGGCAUCAUUCCGCCAGGGAUGCAGGUGCGAUUGAUUAUUCUGUUCCGUUGCGACGACAUUGAUGCACCGGAAGAGGUAUUGGUGCUAAAUGUUCAAUAUGGAAGGCAGCUGAUCAUCCGAUUGCACGGAUACAAAGACCCUCCAAUUUUGUUGGGGACUUGCCUGAUCGAAGAACCAUCGUUCAGAUAUUUGAACAAAUGCGAGGAAUCAUUGUACCAAGCUUGGCAUCCAGAGAUAGCAACGUCAUUUGAUAAUUUGGAAUCUAUUACAUCAAGCUCUGAAAGCUUAUCUAGCUGUAUGACGGAAGACGAUGACUUCGUAAGCAUGACUUUCGACUGCAAGAAAGUUUUCAUAGGAGAAGAAGCUUAUGUGCCGAUAAAAUUCAAGAAUACCGGCGGUAAGGGUCGGUUUUUCAUGAUGAGCGAGACUGACUGGUUUUCUAUGAACAUCACGGAUAUCGCAGAAAAGAAUAUUUUAAAAUUAUCGUGCUUUACCGUGUGUCCCGCGUACUUUCAACUGGAUACAAACGAAGAAAUAGAUUUUCACAUGUACUUCUCACCAGAGUCCUACGGAAUUCACGUGGAGAAGUUGUACAUAUUAUGCGACAAUUGUACCCUACUGGCAACAGAGAUAAUCGGCGAUGGAUUAGUGUACGAACCAAAUUUCAUCCAGCUUAGUAAACAUUUGAAGAAAUUAAAACCGUUUGCGAAGCAUAUCGAUGGAAGAGCGAAUUAUUACGUAAAAUUGAGUACCAAUGCUCCUGACGGUAUCGGGCAAUGUAUCAUUGCUGUGGACAAUACCAGCAUGCAUUUCUCCUGGAUGAAAAGAAACGUGCAAGCCAACGUGGACAGAAUAACGAAAGAGAAUUACUUUCCCUUAGGACAGCUUCACAUCACACCGGACGAAGGAAUUUUCGCUCCAACUUCUGUCCACUAUUUCACCGUGACGGUAGAAUACAAAGAUCUAAGACCGAAUUACUAUUUUGCUAUUUUGCAGAGUUAGAAUCUCUUUUUAAAAGAAUAUUUCGCCGUCAGUCUGCAGACAUUUGGAUCGCCGAUGUAGAAGUUUGGUUGCAAUACAUGAUGGAGGAGGAAAGUAGAACGUGCGUUGGUUUUAACAUCAGUGAUCGAACAACGGAAGAGAUGUUGAAACGUAUCUUGGAAAUACCGCCCCACAUCCGAUAUCUUCAAUUAAGUUACGAAGAAGAAAGAGGAGGAGAAAAAGAAGAAGAGGAAGAAGUAGCAGAAGAAUUGGAAGUUAAAGAAGAACAUAGAUCAACGUGUCAACUAGUAGCAGAUGAAUUAUUCUAUCAUCAUGAUCUGAUGAACUUAAGGCAAUUCGAUCUGUUAUGGCAAGAGCAAGUAAUAAGCAUGGGCGUCAUUAGACCCACGAGGCUUGUAAUUUAUUUACAAAUAAUAACUCAUUCUUGUGACAGGACUCUGUACACCGGCGUUGAAGAAACAUAUGUUUUGAUGUUAAAGAAUCUCGCUAAUGGCUCUGUGAAUUAUUCAUGGGGUGAAACUAAUGGUUUAGAUUCCUCGAAGAUGAAACUUUGCGUAUGCCCAAUGAAAGGAGAAGUAAUGGCUGGAAACAGCCAAAAGAUUGAGAUAACCAUCACACCGAUAACAGAGGGGAUCGUGGAAUCGUUAUUUAUACCAUGUUUUGUGGGAGAUUCGCGAAAAAUGUUAAUGCUGGGCAUCGAAUGUUCUAUUGAACCACUUUAUGUAACAUUCUAUUUUCCACUAAACGACGAUACGCCAUUAGAGUUCAAGAAUAAUUUCGUUAAAGUCGAGUGGCGAGUAGAUAGUCUUCAAUUCGCUUUGGAUAUGGCAGGAAGAUCUAAGAAAUACAUGAAAUUAUUGAACAAGUACAAAAAACGGGAGGAACGAGAAUUAAUGAACACAAACUUGGAUCAAGGGGAUGUUCUUAAAGAUGCUUCAGCAGGCCCAUCGAUACAAGAAAUGGCGGUUGAAGAAUCGGGCGAGCAAUUCUUCCCAAAUACUUGUACUUCAGAGAUAAUUCAAAUGAGUAAUGUAAUGGAAAGUAACAACUGUUUGCAAGAUAUGGUUUCCUCUGGAAGUGUCCUCGUACCAUUUUAUGAAAAAUUCCUACCACUGGUUACGCAAUCUGUUGUAAUAGAAUUUUCAAAUGUAUCCUUAAGAACAGUACAAAAGAAAACUUUUAUUAUAAAAAACGAGACUUUGAUUCCAACUUAUUUUUGGCUUCGCAUAAAGAAUUUUUAUCCUAUCACGUGUUCGUGUGAAUGGAAGUCGCAAGAAGAUCAGAUCAAAUUCAUUUAUAAACGAAUUUUCAAUCGACAGAAACGAUUGAUAGAAGAUACACUGCAUAGAGUAAAACAACCUGGAUCAGGCAUAGUAAUUUAUGUUGAUCCCUUGAACUCAGAUAUUGGCCCUUUUAAAGCCAUACCUGUAGAUAUUUAUAUUUUUGCCGAUACAUGGGGUAUCUAUGUGGAUGAAUUAGAAAUAAACAUUACUGGUCUACCACAAUAUACUAUAGGGAUAUGUGUGCAAGUUGUUGGAUCACCAAUUUCAUUAUCAAUUUCUGACACGAAUAAAUUUAAUGUACCUGUUAUCAGGUAUGGAACGGUAUCUACAGGUAUUCAUCUGCAGGAGAGAAAAAUAUUGCUGACAAAUACAAGUACAGUGCCUAUAAUCAUUGAUUGGCAUACAUUUAUAGUAAAACCAGUUUUAGAAUCAAUGCCUUUUAACAUAGCAUUUAACUUUCAUACUCCAUUUACUGAUGAACUGGCAUUGAAAAUGAGAACUAAUAAACAAAAGGCUGAUAGCGAAAUACAUUUAGAAGAACAUUUUUUAUCCUCAAGAGGCACACAUGCAUGUAAUUCUAUUGAAUUUAGUGCCAUUAGUGACAUUACAACGUCUAGUUACAUGGAAUCUUCACAUAUGACCACAUCCUGGAUGCACAAUAGUGAAACUUCAAAUCAGUAUACUACCAGAAGCUUUAAUGAAUGUUCAAAAAAUGAUCACAAAUAUAUAGAAAAUAAAAUAUGUUCGCAUACAAGUAAUAUAGAAGAAAAAAGAUACAUCGAAUUACAAAUUUCAAUACUUCCAUACUAUGGUUUAAUCGAUUCAAAAAUAUGCACAGUUACUCCUACGGAAAUGUUUAUUCCGCCUAAAAGCAAUGCCUCUCUUUUUAUUGAUAUACAACUUGAAAAGUACAAGACUAUGAUAAAUAAAAGUAUUGAAGGAGAAUUUGUUUGUAAAAUUCUUGGAUUUAUACGAAUUGCUCCAAGUGAUAUGUACAAAGAUAAUUAUUAUGCGAGGCAGAGUGGUAAUUAUUUUUCCCCUAUAGAAAUUGAUGUUACUGCAAAUAUUACAAAACCUCAUCUAGAUUUUCAUAUUUCUAAAUUUGAUAAAACAUUUGUAUGUUGUGCUAGUAAAGUAAUGCAAACUCAGAGGAAAAGACUAGAGCUAACCAAAACAUUAUUCCUAUAUAACACUAACAACCAAUCAAUAAAGAUAACAUUAGAAACAUAUGAACCAUUUCAUAUUAAAUCUAUAUCAGUUUAUACGGAAACAGACCUGUAUAACUCUGGAAUUAUAUGCAUAAAUCCAAAUGGAUGUGUUGAGGUAGAAAUAGCAUGUGUUGUAAAAGAGAAAUUAAUUCAAACUAUAAUGAAUACAAGUUCAAGUCGAAACUUGAAUGAUACAAAGAUCAUAGUGAAAGAGUUAUUACAUAUUGUACAUUCUGAUAAACAUCAUCAAAACAUAGAGUUAAUUUUGGAAAUAUGGUUGCCAAUAUUAAAAUUAUCAUCAUAUACAUUGGAUUUUGGUGUUGUAUAUAUAGGUGAUACGAAGAAACUAACAUUAACUAUCAAAAACUUAUCAAUAUGCAGGUUAACCUGUAGAAUAAAUAAAAAGACCAACGUUGAGGAAUUUAUGAUUGAUAAAGAACAUGGCACACUGUCAAGUCAUUGUAACCAUGAAGACUGGUACUUCACAGUUACAAUAUCUUUUCAACCAAGAAAACCGGAGCAAUUAGUUGAAACAUUAGAAAUACUAACAGGUGUCCCAUACAUUACAGAAGAAUGUCAACUUUAUGGGGAAGGAACAUUAGAUGAAAAAUAUCAUACUCCAGGCAUAUAAAAGAGCAAAUAACGACAUGUCUACUUGAAAAUUGUAAAAUCCAUUGAGGCAAAAUAAAAGAAAAUUUACAAAAACGAACUAAAAUGCGAUAUAGCAUUAUUAACAAGAAUGGUGCUCUAUUGAAUGGCAAUAAAUGCGGAAAAUAGAAUAUAAAUGUUCAUACCAACAAUACAAUUCCAGGACGUUACAUAAAGCGUAAUACAACAGCAAAAUCGAGACGUUUAAAACUGAAAACAUACUAAAACAAAAAAAAAAAAAAAGAA
Molecule: messenger RNA, 5137 nt
Organism: Heterotrigona itama
Lineage: Eukaryota; Metazoa; Arthropoda; Insecta; Hymenoptera; Apidae
Source: the annotation of a GenBank genome assembly